AAGCCGGAACCCGAUUAUAGUACGCGCAUCAACCAAGCGGUCCGUUUUUGUCGAGUUCAUUUUGCAGAAAAUUGUGUGUGAAUUAUAAAAUAACGUUGUCGGAAGGAUGGAAGGCCAAUACACGGAGGUUUUGCGCAACAUGAAACUAUGCCGUUUCUGUUUAACGGACGAGGGCGAACUGAUUAACAUUUACGAGAGACCGAACAAAGACAACAAGCUCUCUGUACCGCUGCCGUUGCAGAUUAUGGCGUGCACGGCGAUCGAGGUGUUUUCCGGAGAUGGAAUGCCACAACUUUUGUGCACAAGUUGCAGGAAUCUCACCCAACUGGCGUAUAAUUUUAAAACAAACGCCAAAAAGGCGGACGACUGUCUCAAAUUAUUUCUGGCCACCGGACAGUUGAACAAGCCACAGUUAAAGCCAGUUCAACCACCUGGCGAGAGUGAGCUUCCGUCUCCUGACAAAAACUUGGGCAAGUUCCUCAAAUUAGCCAAUGAUUCAGGGCAGCCGAAAAAGGUUAUCAAAAGUGAAAUCAUCACAUUAAGCUUCGACAACAACUCAGGAGAACAGGUGUCCCAAUCAAUUGAAAUACAAGGAGAACACGAUGCAGAAAUUGAUUCCAUGGAAGUCGACAUGCAGGAAGAUUCUCAGGAAUCAUUCCAUGUACAAAAAGAGUCGCAGAUGCAGGUCCGUUCAAAUAUAUACUCGUGCACCGAAUGCGACCGUUCGUUCCCGCUGAAACAAUUACUGGACCUCCACAUGAUCAACCACAACAGGGAGCGUCACUUCAAGUGCGACCAGUGCGACAAAAAGUUCUUCAACAAGUUUGACCUGAAGAAGCACCAGACCACGCACAACGACGACCGACCCUACACCUGCGUGGUGUGUGAAAAGACCUUCAACAGAGAAACGCAGCUGCGCCGCCACGAGAAAGUACACUACGACGCCCCCAAGUUCAACUGCACCGAAUGCCAACGGGUGUUCUUGACCAAACACCACUUCGACGUGCACAUGGAGAAGCACCGGAAAAAGCGGCCGUUCGAGUGCAAGAAGUGCAACAAGAGCUUCGUCUUCAAACAGGGCCUGGAACGGCACGAGGCCGUGCACGACGAGAACAAGCCGCACAAGUGCAACUACUGCGAGUCCAGCUUCUCCACCGCCAUCAAGCUGACCCGGCACAUAACCACGCACGCCGGCCUGCGACCCUACCCGUGCAAGUUGUGCGGAAGGACGUUCCUGCUGAGCCACCACCUGACGAGGCACAUGCGCAGUCACUACGUGUCCACGCCGGAGAAGUCGAUCGGCGAGCACAAGUGCGACAUCUGCAGCAUGUCGUUCAGGAGGAAGGACUUCCUCAUCAACCACAGCGCCAUCCACUCCAUGGUCAACUUGCGCUGCGUCAUCUGCAACACCAGCUUCGAAACCGCCGACCUGGUUAAGGCCCACAUAUCCACCCACCUUUCCGACCUGCCGUUCCCGUGCGAGAAGUGCGAUUACUCGUUCAACACGCAGGAACAGUUGGAGGAGCACGAGCUGAAGCACGCGGAGAUGGAGUACGAGGUGCAAAUUGAACAGGAGGUUUUGGCCGAAGCCAAACAAGGGGAGGGUGAAGAUUCGGCUGAUCUUGGAGACGGGUCGGAUUAUGAGCAUGCAGACGUCGAAGAGUUUACCCUGACAAACGACUUAGAUGACCCACAAAUUAUAAGGAGGAACAAGCCUGCUUUCGUAGAAUUUUUGAAGGAUGAAGCUGACUCUGACCACGAACGUACCGAUGCUAAUUUCAUUGAGGAAGAUGAGGACCAGGAAGAAAUAGAAGAAAUCAAACCCAUUGUAAGGACGGAAGGUACGAAAGUGUACACCAGAAAGACCAACGUACAAAGGAAGAUCCCCCCAACUAUAAACCCUGAACAAGUCGGAGUAGCUCCCCUGGAACAGAUCACCCAACCGGAGUUGCUUGAUAAUUUGAAUGUUUCACAACAUCCUGUCACCACCACCCCAACAACAACAACAACAACACCACCAGAAACUACCAGCAACGUAAAGGCAGGUAUGAAAGUACAAAAGUUCAUACUAACGAAAAACGAAAUGAAGGAGAUGGCGAAGAAAGGCCUGCUAGAAAUGAAAGACGGCAAAAUUAUACUGAAAACCCGCAGCCAAUCGUUCGUAAAUGCCACACUUAAGCAAAUCACCCCCAACGAUUUGGAGGCGAUGAUCGAGAAAAAUCAAAAUCCCAAGACCUAUCAGAAUAAAAUGGCAGAGGCUAAACGCAUUGAAAAUUCGAUGGUUAGUUUUAACGUUGAUCUCAACUUUGGCGAGUCUGCUUCCACUGAAUAAUAUAAUUUUAAGUACUACAUUUUUAUUAUAUGAACCUAUAAUGAACUUGCUAGAAUUAGUAUUUAAAUAAGAUUGCUGAUUGUUUUAGUAUACCUUUAAAGAUUAUAAUAGUAAUUAAUAUUUUAUUAUUAAGGAAAUAUAGUUUUUACGUAUCACUCAA
This is a messenger RNA of Aethina tumida (small hive beetle), 2492 nucleotides long. RefSeq names its product zinc finger protein 726. Bases 107 to 2332 code for a protein of 741 amino acids. The transcript has 4 exons. Gene Ontology annotation, cellular component: nucleus. Lineage: Eukaryota; Metazoa; Arthropoda; Insecta; Coleoptera; Nitidulidae. Gene Ontology annotation, biological process: regulation of transcription by RNA polymerase II. The record is from RefSeq and is a predicted model, not a curated record. Gene Ontology annotation, molecular function: zinc ion binding; DNA-binding transcription factor activity; RNA polymerase II cis-regulatory region sequence-specific DNA binding.